CGAACGGCAUUUGUUAACAUUCAUCAGCAGCGAAGCUUAUAUUAGAAAUCAUUCUUAACAAAGCUAAUCCAUGGCCUUUGGAACUCUGCUAGUGUUGCUAGCUAUGCUUCAAUUUUCAAUAACUGGGCGAUCGAACCAUCUGUCCAAGAGAGAUAUAAAGCCGCAGUCUUCAGCUAUGAAUGACAUGGUAUGACACAACUUCAUUCUGUAACAGAGUACGUUUAUUUAGCGGAUUGUCAGUGGAUGAUUUAACCUAACGCCCUUAUUUAACUAGAGAACGCAUGGCAGUUUGCUUUUAGCACUGAUUUUCGUGAAGAAAGGUGUGUUUUCGAAUAAAUGGAUCGAAACAUGAAAACAGCUUUUGUUUAGGUGUCACGUUCAGUCGGAAACUUGAUUAGUGCUGAUUAGUGUUCUGAAGGAAUGCGUAUGAACAUCCUUGGAAGGUUGCAUGUAAACACGUCCGCUGCCAUUAUAUUCACAGAAGGUAGAGACCACUGACAUCAGAGCUAAAAAUGGAUCGUUAAUGAAAAAAAUGUGUUCUUGCUGCCGAGCACUAAAACACUUCCACGUGGUCUCAUUUUAUAAGUACAACUGGAUUAGUAUUUAUUUGCCUAUAACUAGCGAUUAUUCGCAGUAGCAAAGACUCUGAAUCAUACAGUGGUUGUGGUUCAACUUGCGCUUUUUACCUCAUCUAUACGAACAUUCAGUUACGACUUAAUGAUCCUUAAUCUCGUUUAGUAGCGGCUAGCUGCCUUCGAAAAAGAGUAUGUUUUUUAAACCAAUAUUUUGCGAAAAACUGAACUGUUUCGUAGAGGAAACAUGUUCUUCAACGAGAUUUAUCCCUCUUUUAAGUGGGAAUAUUUCUAAGAAAUUUGGCAGAUACGCGGGUCAGUAUUCUAUUACAAGCACGUACAAACUAACACCAGAUCAAAGGAUCAAGCUUAUGUCAAUAGGAAAUCUUGUCACUGCUAUAAUUAUAAUAAAAUAAGUAUGAAUUUCCGUGAGAGGAAGAAGAAUCUUGAUACUUUUUAGGUAGAUCAUAAAAGUAGCCAAGUAGCCGGCAAGUUAUUUACAAACAUAUGGAUCAAUAUUGUCGAUUUGUUCAGGCCUACGAAUUUGGAGUACUUGGCUUCUACGUCUUGAAAAAAGUGUUAUGAUAAAUUUUCGUAUAAAUUGCAUUCGAAUAGAAAAUGAAUUCCAUUCUCUGCUUUAUUCGACGAGCAAAACUGACAUAUCCUAAUAUUCUCAGGAAUUUUAGGAAGAUGGUAUCUAUUAGUUUCAAUUGUUAACUUGUGAUUACUUGAUCGUAAUUUUGCUACUACCUGGCGAUGUUUUGCGUUUUUAAUAAGGUCUUAGACUCUAAUGAAAUAUUCAGAUCUAUAGACACCAGUCUUAGAAGUGGAAUGUUCAUCUGAUCCUUUUUGAAGUAAUCUAUGAUAGCCUGUUUUACUUUUGGCAGCUUCGGGUUAACCAAUUUUGGCUCUACACGAAUUCUUGUGCUACAGUAUUGUACUUUCACGAUUUCGUGGAAAAACAGCAUGAAAGGCAGUUUUCUGUUGUUUGCUAGUUGAUUUGAAAGUAAAAGGCAUUGCUUUGCAAUACCAGUAUCAGGUAGAUUUACAAGAUGUAACCAAACUUUUAUGACAUUUAGAUUAAUGUGAGAUUAAGUGAUAGUCUUCCUACUUCAUUACCUAACGAGAUUUAAUGUUAGUAGCUCUUUUAUUUACGCCAAUCAAAUAUUUGUAAAGUUGUGUGUAAAUUUUUUCAAUGGGGUAUUUUUCCCAUUUCUUAGACAUCAGUUCUAUCAUAAGCACCCUAUAGCUCAAAACUGUAUGGUAAUAUAGGAAGAAAUAGGGCAUCAGAAAAGUUUAUUGCAUACAUAUAACCACUAAAAGCCUAUAAAUAUUAAAAUCAAGAUAGCGUUUUGCACCAAAUAUUGAUCUUCUUGUUUUCUCCGCAGAUAAUUGUUUGGAAAUAGACCUUGUCACGGUUUUCGACGCCAUCUUGACGAGUAGGCAAACGUGUGAGAAAUUACAGUGUUUGUAUGAGAAUCUAAUGUCGAAUAAUUUCCGUAAAACAGCUGUUCUGAAAAAAUAUGAUUUGUAAAGUAAAGCUUCACUCCUAAGGAUUCUCCUGAAAAAAUUUGAGGGCAUUACAUGCACCAGAAUCGAAGACCUAGAACCACUUUUUAAAUUUUCUAUACAUUUGUCUGUAAGAAAGUCCCGGGAAAAUUACAGACAAAUAUAUGGAAAAUCUAAAGCAAGCCCUCUGGAGAAAUUUAAGCACAGGUACGCUCCCAAAUUUUUUUAGGACAAUCCCUUGCUUUGUAGCUUUAGUUUACAAUUGAUAUUUUUUUCAUAACAGCUGUUCUACGGAAAUUAUUCGACAUUAGAUUCUCAUACAAUCACUGUAAUUUCUCACACGUUUGCCUACUCGUCAAGAUGGCGUCGAAAACCGUGACAAGGUCUACUGAGAAACAUCCAUUUGAAUUAAAUGUUAUGCCUCGAUAAGAGUAUUCUGUGACAUUAGCGAUUUGAUUCCCAUUUAGGAAGAAAGUGUAUUUAUCUCGUGUUGAUUUACGGUUCUGUUUCUGAAAGAUGUAUGCUUUUGUUUUUUAAGAUUUAUUUUUUGGUAACCAUUUGUUGCAAUAUCCAUUGGCGAUAUUUAUUUGUUCCGUAAAAUUAUCAAGAAAGGGGUAAUCCGUUAGAUAGAACUAUUGGGUCUUUCGGUCCAAUUUGGGUGUAAAGUAAACGUGCUAUAUUGUCUCACUGUAAAAUGAAAAGAGCCAAUUUGGCCCCAAAAAUGGGGCCGAAACGGGUGAGUCCAGAAUGGUACUGUUUUUGGGGCCAAUUCAGCCCCACUGAGAUGGGGCUGUUUUGGUACCAAAAUUUGGGGCUAAAUUGACCCUUGCAUCGGGGCCAAAUUAGACCAUGUGAAGGGUCAAUAUGGAAAACACUAGGGCCAUUUUGGAUUUUCCAGUAGCCAAAACAGCCCCCUCAAAUUUUGGCCCUCUUAAAAACUACCCCUCCAAAAGUAGCCGAUUCAGCCCCAUAUCGGGCCAUUAUGGUUUUUUUAAUUUGGGUGGGGGCCUACAGAUUUUUUCCCUUAAUUAGGGUACUGAUAAAUAAUGAAACCAAAAUAAGGCUUAUUUCAAACAUUUAUUCAGUUCUGAAUAAGUUACUGUGAUCUGUGUACAUCAUAACAACGCGUAUUCCAACCUAUUUAUGUAAUAUUAUCUUCAGUUAAUCUCAACUUUUCUAGAUUGAACAUUUAGAAUUAUUGGAGGAAUUAAAUUGGCCAAGAGAGACACUUGUCUUCGGUGCGAUCAAAGUAACUACUUCUUAAAACGGUUUUCAUAAAAGACAAAGUGAAAAUCAUAAUCAGCAUCAUAGGAACACUUAAAACCUAUAGUGAAAAUCAAAAAUUGGAGUUGCAAAGGGUUCCAUUAAUUAAAGCUCACCAGAAUUUUAGUCAAUUAAGGUUUCUUUUAUAACUCCCCUUUUGACAAAAAAAAAAAUAAAAGAUUGUCAGAGUUGGUCAAGUUCUCCUGCUAACAAUUCCGACAAUGUAUAUUAGAUUGAAGCAAAAGAGUUGUAAGAGCAAUAAUGAACUAAGAUGCUUUAGCUAUAUCAAUUCUCAAGCUUCUGAUUAUGACUCCAACUCUGUCUACCUUGCUAGUGCGAGCCUUUAAUGACUUGACCUAAUCCUUUUGAAGGGUGGUUUUCACUCGUGACAAAGUCAGGGUCAUAGUCAGAGCACUCAUCACCUAGUGAAAAUCAAAAAUCAGAGUUGCAAGGGAAGUCAUAACUAGAAGCUUGAUGGAAUUGGAGUCAUCACAACUUUCUACUCUUCAGAUUCUGCUUAUGAUGUAGAAAACCAGAUUAAGCAGGGGUGUAAUCGUCGAAGGAUAAACCACUUACCAGUCAAAAUUCUUGUUCCCAUGCUUUAUAGUUUUCACUAGAUCAAAAGUGAAGGAGUCAUAAUUGGAGUAAUUAUACCCUGUUAGUGUUAUAUCUAGAUCAACACUCUAUGCUUUUGAUUUGUACAGUUCCGACUCUGUAUCUUACUAGUAAACCAGCCCUUAAUGGCUUGGCAAAUGUCUUGAACUAUAUUUUACUCCACAGAUAUUAUGUUUAAAAAAUCUUGCCAAAUCUUGGUCUAUAAGAGUGAAAGAAAACUUCCAUGAAAAACAUUUUGACAAUUUGGCUACACCUUGCGAGGUUGUCCUGAGUUAACAUUCAGCAAGAACUGAGGUAUUUGCCAAGUCAUUAAAAAAGGGAGGAAACAUUGACAAGUGUCUACCCCAGUCCAUUUUCAAGCAAUGCCUGAUCUAGAAAAGUCAAGAUGGCUUUGCAUUGGGUGUAUGAUACAUUAAAUACAUAAAAACACCCAAGCAAUAUUAUCACUGCAUCAAUCUUCUUCUGAGGAAACUGGCAAAUAAUGCCUCCCUUUGUCACAACAAAAUCCUGAAUUUUCCUGUCAACAUCUGCAUCCCUCUGCAAUAAAAACAAAUGCUGUAAUUUUAGAAAUGAUAAAAACAAUAAUCAAAACACAACAAACAGUGCGUACACAUAAAAAGUCAGUAUGGUCAUAACAAUACUAUUGUCAAAAAAUGUUGGUUUAAUUACUUCUUUCCAGUUUUCAGGUAUGCAUGUAUGGUAUACUGUAUAAAUUAUAGUUGGUUGAAAUUAUGAUUCCUUUAUGUUAUGGGAAAAAGAAUGACAGCAUAAUUAUGUCUAAUACAUUCACACAUCAUUGAGGAGGUAAUUACAGUGUGCAUGUCCUGAUACAAGAAGAUUAUUUUAGUACAUGUAUUUCUCACCAAGUAAGAAAUUUUGCAGCUGUAAGUCAAAAUUCAUUAAGUAUUAUGUAGCCAUUAUUAUUCUGUGAGAUUUGGUGUAGUCUGGUGACGGGAAUGGCCCCCAAGGGAUACCGUCAUAACAUAAGCUAAAUUACAUCUCAAUUUUGUCUGACUUCCACUUGUAUCUGGGCUUCCCAAGCAUUUAGGGUUCAAUGUACAGUUGAGUUUGUAGCACUCUUGUGGUAUUUUGUAUCACAAUAUCAGGAAAAACAUUGUAUUCCCAAAACACCUACCUCUACAAUAGUGAUAAAUUCCUCCCGAAGUCCUCUUAGCACUCCGAUCAAUGCCGCAGAACCUUGUUCACUACCAAAAGGAUGCCCGCCUUUCUAUUUCUGCCAUAGGAGAAAUGUUAUUGAAUUAAAACUGGUUGACUUGGAGCACCAAGUUUAUUUACACACAGUUCUGAGUAAUUGUGGGAGCAAAUUGACUGACAGACCCUGUUACCUUAAUCACACCUGCAGAAUUCUGCAACCUAAAAUUCUACUUCCUAAUUUUAUGUAUAACUUUAUUAUUAUAAUUCACAUUAUUGAAGCAGAAUUCUGCAACCUAAAAUUCUAUUUCCUAAUUUUAUGCAUAACUUUAUUAUUAUAAUUCACAUUAUUCUUUCAACCCUUUAAGCCUUAAGAGUCAUCAGCAUCAAAUUUCUCCUUUUAAUAUCAAUGCUUUGUAUAACAGAGUGUUCAUGAGAAUUAUGGACAUGAUCACACAAUUUGCUUGAAAUUUUAUCAACUUCUUCCCACUACUUCUGUAGCAAAUGAAUAGGGGCAACAAAUGAGCAUUCAAAUUUUGAUCUUAGGGUUAAAAGGGUUUUAAAUUUCUCUAUUUUUAAUGCAUUUAUUUUGCACUUAUUUAUCAGACAAGAGAAAUAAUGCAUUGGUAAGGUAAACCUUACUUAAAACAAAACAAGUACUGAAAUCUACAGUGUAAAUGUAUAACCAGACCACACCAUCCUUACCAUCUUCUUUAGUUGAAAUGGCUUUAAGGUUUUUUCAUUAGAUAUGUUUAUCAUUCUCCCUGUUUUAAAUAGGGGACAGUGAGGGGAUGGAAGAAGUGCUUUUUAACUCCUCCACUGUCUUAACUACAGAAUACAGGGUCACUUAUUUCCUUAUCAUUAGAUAAUUAAAUUAAAAGCAUCUAAUGACCCGUUCUUCAAAGCGUUCCAACAAGGUGGACUUGAGUGACCCUUAAUUCUGUUUCAUCAAACGUGGUUAAAACAGCUCAGUCUUUUGCAUUUGGUAGAAAGAGAGCGAAUCAGGGCGGCUUACCUGGUCUUACUAUCGGCUUUUUCCAGCAAAGUCUUGAUUCUUGGAGAGCGUUUAUUAUUAUUAUAAUUUUGUGCAGUUCAUCUUGAAAACCGUUGCGCCUCACGAGGUUUCUGUCUCCGAUUCUUCACGACGAACUUCAAAAGCGAAGUGAUGGAUCAACGACGGCUCAUAGUUCGAAAAUAAUUAGUAACAACACCUUCAAUGUCCUUUGAUGCUGUCGAGAAGUAUAAUACAAGACUCUUGAUCCCCAAAGAAGACUGGCAUGUUCGCAACCGUUGCAGUACUUUCAAAUAGACGCCAAAAGGACGACACCAAAGAGCAUGUGCAUAGGGACAGCCCGCUGACCAGUUGGGUAUUGUUUCCAAAAUAUGUUUUCGAUUGUUUACAUGUCGUGUCAUUUUUAUCCUGUGGCAGGCGUUCGAAAUUUUAAAAACCUUUUACUUAUGAAUCAGAAAAUAUAUGUACAUGAUGGCUGGGUCUUUGUUUGCUAUCAAUACCGAGGGAUAUUGUACUGUAACGCCUUCCCAGCGUUUAGUUUGCGUGACGCAUCAUGUAAUGUUAUCGACAUUCAAAUCACGUGCAGAACAUUCGGGAGCGUGAUUGUAGCUUUGUUUCCGAUUUGCACCUUCCCGCGAGGCAAAGGUUCGCUCGAAACCAUGAUUUACCUUACAGUCUCUGACUGUCGCCACGGUUUUAGGUCUACGUUAAAGUUAUCUUAGUUCCUUACUCGACUAAACGGACCGUACUUUGGAUUGUGUCAGACGUGACUAUGGUUACUUCAACCGAACACCGCGGUCGCUCCUAGUAGACCUUGUUGGAGCCAAAUCGGAAUUUUAAUUUGGCUAUCGGAAGGGCCAAAUUGAGAGGAAGUGCCAAAGUAGCUUUUAGUGUAGCCGAUUCAGAAAUUAGAUGGGCCGAAUUGGUACCAUCUAGAACUGUUUUGACUCUUUCUGUCCAAAAUGGCCCAGCAUGUUCCAAAUCGGCCCUCGAGAAAUUGGGGCCGAUUUGGCCUUUGGGGUCGAUUUGGCUCUUUUCAUUUUACAGAGUAGGUUGUAUAACAAUGGGGAAAGGAUGCAUCCUUAUCGUACUCCUGUUUUAUAGUUAAAGUAGUGGGUCCUCUUAUUGCCAAUUUUUAUAGCACAUUUUGAUCUCGAAUACCUGUCGGCGAUGAAAUGAUAAAACUUCUCAAGCACUUUAUAUAAAAGAGCAUUAUGGCAUACCGAAUCAAACACUUUUUGAUAAUCAACAAAACAGCAAAAUACAAUUUUCCUUUGUUGGCAUUAACUACAUACUUGUCGAUUAAAGUUCUUAAUGAGAGAAUGUGAUCAGUUGUUCUAAAGCCUUUUAUGAAACCAAUUUGCGAUGAAUGUAUCAAGUUAUUUAUCUAAAAAAAAUUGCAUAUCGUUUAUUCCAUAGGGAAAAGAAUAAUUUCCCUCAGCAACUGGUGACGUAAAUACCUCUGUAAUUCAAAGGAUCGACUUGUCACUUGAUUUGAACAUUGGGCUAAUUAAGCCGAAGGGCCAAGCAUCUGGACGGUGUCCAGUUUUCAGCAAAAAGUUAACUGAAUCUUGUGAAAGGAGGGGCCAGUGUAUGAAUGCCACAUUUCAACAUCUCACUUUGUAUCCUGUCCGGACCUGGUGCUUUUUUUUAGAUUUUAACAACUUCUUUUGCUGCUUUUGUGUCAUUUUCUGUAAAAGGCUAGUCAAGAUUGUUUAAUUUGUAGCAUGAAAUUCAAUUCUUUAUUUUUCAGGUCUUUUAAAACGUUUUACCUACUAGUCAAAAUGACAGUUUGUCUGUUGGAAAAGCGGUGGCUCGCGGCACAGAAUGUGUUUCAGCAGACAUAGAUUUUAAAGUUGACCAAAAUUUGGUUGGAUUGGACAUAGUAACAAGUUCGUCGAUUUUAUAAUUCUGGUAUUCUUGUUUCUUUGCGCCUCAGCAGGGUCUUGUAAUCUUUUUUAAAUGAAAAAUAAUUAAGUCUUGUUUGUUUGUCAAAAGGGUUGGUAUGUUUUUUGUUUGAAACUGAGUUUAGGUGUUUCCUAAAAACCUACAUUCCUGAUCAAACCAGGGCUGUGAUCGCCGUUUGUUCUUUUUUUGCUUGACAAAGCCUUAUUGAAGAGAUUGUUUUGCUGCUGUUUCUAGUACUACAACAAAUUUUCAUACUGCCUCAUUGAUAUCAACAGCUUGUUCAAGCUCAGAAUUUUCAAAGUCUGAUAUUAAUCUUGUUAGCUCUGUGGUUUGCAGGGCGGCUAAAAAUUUUUCUCUUGAGUCUGGAGCCCACCUAAAUUAAUUGUCUAGGUAGAUCAAAUAAGUCUACUCUACAUUCAUUAUUUCUUCUAAAAGCGUUAGUGGCACGUAUCUUGAUCCAACAAAUUAUUUGACUAUGAUCGGAGAAGGGAGAGGUUGAUGUACUAUCAAGUUUUGAGAGUGUUGUAGGACAUCAUGACUAACGACAACAUAAUCAACUGUGCUAAUGCCUUGAUUUCCAUGAAAGGUUAUUUGACCGAAGGUGUCACCUUUACAUCUCCCGUUUGAGAUCCUGAGAUCCAGGGAUUUACACAUUUCGAGUAGUUAACGAGACGAUCAAACUUUUUUGUCUGCGACGCGUCAUCAGGGAUGGGUAGGCCAUCUACAGGUGGGAAGGGGAUUUGCUAUUCUCGUCAACUAGAAAGUCUCUUUCUAUGCGAGUUCUAGCAUUAAAAUCCCCGGCUAGAAAAAAAAAAAGUUUGAAAUUAUUGACGUCCUCGCUCUCUAGAUUUGAGAAUGUGUCAGGAUCGAAGUACAAUGAGUCUUUCGAAGGGAUGUAGCAGCAACAAUUACGUCCUUCCUCAUAUGAAAAAGAGCUUUAUCUAUCCUACAGCAGAUCAGAUGUAAUUGGGAGUUUUCUUGAUAACUGUAAUUUGUGGAGCUAAAAACUUUUUGGCCGCAACUAAAAUACCUACAGACCAGCGGCCCGAUUUUUUAUAGACCCUAUCUUAGUCACUUCUGGGCAAAUAUUUAAUUUUCGCGAUCCCAACUUAGUCACUUUCUAUUUUUAUGAAUUGACCCAUUUUAAGAUUGAAUGAAAAACACUUUAGUUUUCAUCGAAACUGCAGUACAAACAUUGUGGUACGUUUGCUAACCGUAAAAAAGGAAGAAGUGCCUUACCCCAAGAAAUGAGCCACCCCAUUCUAGUAACACUGUUGAAAAUGCGACCCCAUUAUAGUCAAUCCAGUCGGGGAAUGCGAUCCCACCCAGCGGCACACUCCCAUUAUUAGCCUCUUAGAAGGAAGUACCCCCCCCCUGGGACUGAUUUAUUCUGUUCAAUACUACCGGGUCUGGGUUGUCUCUAGACUUGGCCACAAGUCGAGCUCAAAUUUUUUCUUGGCGCGAACUAUUUGCGGUCUGUCGCGUGUGUCGUCGCGAGCUGUCAAAGUACGAAAACAAAAACAAAAAGCACAUCCUUUCCACACUCGAUCACUUGUUGUUGAUAACAUCUUUGUAGUUCGCUUUCCUUAAACCAUACGUUAUCGCGUCCUUGGUAGAACGCAUUUGCACUGUCAUUUGCACUCGGCUUUGUAUUUGAAUACAGUCGUAAUACAGCCCUUAAAAAGUACACAGCUCAAUGUUCGAGUCACGUUUCAUAUGGCGUGAUCGGGUUUGAUUGACGGCGCAUAAGUAAAACCGUUCGUGAUUGGAUAAAACCCACAGGAGGAAAAUUCCUCCUGUAAAUUUGACGGGCUUAGUGCAGGGGAUAGAGGUCCUUUGUGCUGGGGCCAACCACCAGAACCGGAAAUGAGAAACGAAGGAGUUUGAGAAGGUCUAGGUUGUCUCCUCUGAAGUCAAAUGUUCUAAAUCAAUCGUUAGAAUUUUUGUGACGUUGAAAUAAUUAUUUUAAAAUGAAGAUCUAAGUCUAAAUGCAUGUAUCAUAUGCUUCAGUUCACUGCACCUAUCUUAUUUUUUUUAAUUCACAACGGAUUGAAUUAAUUUUUUCCCGUGGGUUGUUUCGAAAGCUUUUAUGAUGAAUUAACACAUACUUAAGUUAAAGAGCCUGGAAAUGAACAAUUAUAGCUUUUUUCUGUUUCUUUACCGGAUUCAACGAGGAAAGUGGCUAAAGCUUUUUUAACACCAAUGCUAAAGGAGGGUUAAAUCUAUCAAGUUAAAGAUAAAGAGGUCAAAUUCAGACGCUGAGGUCCUUUUUUUUGUUUAAUCCUAACCACAAUCGAAAACUUGAGAGAAGCGUCAAGGAGAGAAAGCGAAAGGAAGAAAGUCGAACUCAUGCCUUCAUGUGCAUGCCUAAACUAGGGAAGUGGCAAUUUUGAAGCUUGUGCUCGACCUAUGACAAUAUUUUGGGCAUUAUACUAUGUUAUAGGGCGUUUUCACAUGACCUCACGGCGGCCAUAUUGAUGUUCCAAACAAUAUAACGGCGACCAUGUUAGUGUUCCUAACAAAUCCUGUGAUAGUCGAACUCUUUUCGCAUGUAAAAAUUUCUUUUGUUUCCAUAAAUUUGCAUAGAUUCUGGCCACGAGAUUGAAAACGCUCUAUAGUGACUAGACAACGCCUCGUCCGGCAUCAAUAGGCGUUUUUCGGCACAAGCUCCUGAGGGCGAAUGGGUUGAUUACUUCAUAACAUUGUUUUGUUUUUUCUUUCAGGAUUCAUCCCCAGUUUCUUGUAAUAAUAAAACAUGUGCACCUAAAACUAACAAAGGUGAGGUUAUAAAUCUCCGUCUUUGAUUUUUUUAUAUAAUUUGUCUUCAUUCAUCUGUAAUGAAAACGUUAUUGAGAUAUCCUCGUUGACUUCAAUGAUAUUUACAUUUUCGUAUAAGGGAUUCAUACACACUCUACAUUCUAUAUAUUUUUCUUGCAGAAGAAUUUGAAAGCACGUUAAUCUGGUUUUUUUUUUGUUUUGCCGGUGCUAUCUAUGUGAUUCGCUGGUUUUGCACUGCGUAUCUCUUACUGCGCAUAACAAGAUGGCCGCCGUGAAAAAGAGCAUCUGAAGAAAAAUUAUUAAAAUGAUGUUGACUGAAAAGAAAUGCUAUUAAAAUUUUCUCUUGGGUUGUUUCUUGCCGAGAUGAGACUCAAUGUGUUGGGAAUGUGCAUAACGCAAGCAAUUGACAACUGUUUGCAAAAGAAAACGUACUGCUUUGUUUUUGACUACCUCAAUGAAAUUACAUGUUUCCCAUUCAGGAAUUAUUUUCAACGAUUUCACCAUAAUUCGUUAUACACUAGACACAAUGGGUAAGCAGCAAAACUACCUAAGGUCAAACUGGAUUUUGCGCGCCGUCGUUUUUAUUUCUUAGGUGCCUCGCUUUUUAAUUCAUUGCCAUUAAGUUUAAAAACAUUAAUUCUAAAGUUUUAUUUAGGAAAGCCUUGGACGAUUUUUACUUGUAACUUUUAUUGUAGUUUUUAACCUAGUGCAUGUUUCCUUUUUAUAUAUAUUUUUGUUUAUUCAUAUUUAUUAGAUUUUUUAAUUUUUUAGUCAGCACGACCCCGUUGAUAACUUGGUACUGGGUUACGCGUGUUGCUGAGUUCGACUUCCUCACGGAGAACCUCGAUAGUGGAGCGGUUAAACUCGUGCUAACUCAAUUUGAUUUUCAUUUAAGUGCUAUCUUUAUCACAUUUUGUCGUACCUGUGAUAUCUCGAUGUAAAUUCUGUAAAAACGGAUUUUUUUAAAAAAAUCCUUCCUUGCCCCUUCCACAUACAUGCCAUUUUGAAAGUCGCCCAGUCCUCUCUCAAAAAUCGGAGGAAAUUCAUUUGGUGCGCACUUUCUGCAACUCUACCACAAAAACGAGCACGGUGACCCCCACUUUUUAUUUCGUGAUUUUAAUAAGAACAUUGCUUCCUUUCAAUGAGAAAACAAUUGGCAUAAAUCUAUGUUCAGUUUUUAAAGGAUUAAAUUAACUGCAAAAACCGUGGACGAAGAUCCUGCUAGUUGUAAACGUUAGAUCUCUCGAGAAGAGAUCAAAUCAGCCAAAAUAUAAAGAACAUCUGUAAACCUGAAGAAGGCUGGUAUGGCCAGCCGAAAUAUUGUUAUAAAAAACAAUACACGUUGUUUUAAAUCAGCUUUGCUGUAGUCUUCGGACUUCUCGUUCUUGUUCAGUUUUUAGGCGAUUUUACGAAAUUGCACGGAUUGAGCUAUAACGGGUUGAAUAGCGCGUGUCCAAAUUAAGUCUAUUUUGGAGCGUUGAGUCAAAACAAGGGCAUUGAAGGGCAUUUUUUGGUACGUACGUGAACAAAUAAUACAUUUAAGUCAAAUUCCGUGCGAUACCACUUGUUAGAAAAUUAUUGCGUCCUUGUGGCGGGAAAGCUCGUCACGUGAUCUGAGAAACGAUCUUUGUACAAGAGUCUUGGAACUGUGUAGUCGUUCGGAGUCGUGGAGCUGGACAAGUGUGUAGACUGAGUAUAGAUCAUCAAAAUUUUUGCGCCAAUUGAUGUUGCUGAAUUCUUUAAGUGUAGAACAGAGUACAGAAUUCUAAAAUAUGAACAUGUGAAGAAAUAUACUUGCAAGGGAGUGAAGAAUUAAAGCUAAAUGGAACUGGUUUUAUAACACGUAAUUUAUGACACCACAUGCAUCAGCGAAAGAAUCUCUCCUUUUUGUCCCAGUUUUUGGCUGCGCGCGGUUUUUGUCAAAGGGUCUUAAAUAGCCGUAUUUGUCAGCAUUGUGACGUGAAAACGAGCGCGGUGAACCCCAUCUUUUAUUACUUUUUUUAUCAUCACCUUGACUUGUCACAUUAGUGUACCAAGUUUCAUCUACAAUCUAUGUUGGGUUCUUUUACUAAGAAAUCACCUUAAAGAGGUGAUUGUUCUUUUUUAACUUGGUUUCAGAGACCCUUCAUCUUCUGAUCAAACGGAAUAGGCAAAAAAAGGAAAAUUAGGAUAAAUUUUUUUAAUGCUAAUAAAUGUUUUAAUAAAACAUUCUAUUUCUCAUACAUUGUACAUUUAUAACUUUAUAAAUCAUCUAUCCAUUCUAUGAACACGCGACGAACCCUUCAUUUAUUAACACUAACGACCGCCAUUUGGAGUCUGUACAGCGGUUUGGGGAUCAUUUCGGGUCGGGAUCAUUUCGGGGAAGUCCCUUGUCAACUGAUUAACUCCGUUCCUCACAAUGUUCACUGGGCAGGCCUGACUCAGGGUCAAUAUGUGGUCCAAUUUUCAACGGCUUAUUUGACAUGAAUUCCAGUGUUGACUGAAAUAGCUACUAACAGUUGGUGUCAGGAUAUCGAUGGUAUUUGAUUUAAAAGCUAAACCUUUCCAGCAAUUUAGUACCAUAGCCAAGCUACCAUUUUGUAUUGAUUUUAUGAUCAAGCGGCAUAUAACAGAGGCCUUUUGUAAUAGUUUAAGUUGGCCUUCAUUUUCUAGCAUUUCCAACGUCACAAACAUGACCUCUUCAGACUUGUCGAUUGUAAAAAUUUAAACUUUGUUUCAGUAUCAGGGAAUGUUUCUUAUGCGUGCACCCUUCUCUCAAAAAUGCGUGCUGCCAUGUUUUGUGCGAAAAACAGGCAUAAAGUCGAUUUUUCCAACCUUUCAUAACUUCUGCUUUAAAAUUAAUCGUUUGAACCCCAAAAUAUUUUUCCUUAGUUUGGUCAAUAAAAGGGAUGUUUUGGCGAAAUAGUGAAAAAUUCGAUUUUGUGACGAGUGUCUUGUGAUUCUCGAUUUUCUCAGAAAAUGGCUCUUAUAAGUUAAGGAAAGUACAUAAUUACGUAAUAAGGAAUCAGAAAAAGAGGGAAGAGACAAAGUUCAUCUUACAACACGUAUAACAGACCUUGUCACGGUUUUCGUCGACGCCAUCUUGAUGAGUAGGCAAACUUGUGAGAAAUUACUGUCUUUGUAUAAGAAUCUAAUGUCGAAUAAUUUCCAAAAAACGGCUGUUCUGAAAAAAACUAUCAGUUGUAAACUAAAGCUACAAGGCAAAGGAUUGUCCUAGACAAUUUUUGGGGCGUACCUGUGCUUAAAUUUCUCCAGAGGCUUGCUUUAGAUUUUCCAUAUAUUUGUCUGUAAUUUUCCUGGGACUUGCUUACAGACAAAUGUAUAGAAAAUUUAAAAAUGUGGUUCUAGGUCUUCCGGUGCAUUUAUCGACCCUAAUUUUUUUUCAGUAGGUUCCUUAGGAGUGAAGCUUUAGUUUACAAAUCAUAUUUUUUUCUCAGAAGAGCCGUUUUACGGAAAUUAUUCGACAUUAGAUAGCCUACCCCGUCAAGAUGGCGUCGAAAACCGUGACACGGUUUGUUCUUUUUACAAUAUAAUGGCCUGGCUUUAAUAAUUAAUGUGGUUGUACUCCGUUUUCUUUUCUUGUCAACAGUAUGUUCUUUCGAAGUGCCUCCGCAGUGGAAAAUAAAAAAUUUUACCGUUGUUUUCCACGAAAUGUACAGGGGAAAAGCUUCGAAUUGGUCCGUUGAAGUGUCAUGGAGUCCCAUUACGGGUAAAGCUUUAUAAAACAUUUGAUGCAAAUUAUGCCGUGUAAAAAUAUCUGUGCCUUUUUUGGCGCAAUACAGGUUCUGACUCUAUCCUCAACCAGCGUAAAUAGCUGUAAGUUAAGGACACCAGUUGCUCCGAACUUUUGUCACAUUAACUAACUUGUGAUCAAAGUAUUAAUUGCAUCUCUUCUUGAGAUAAAGGUUUUAUCCAUUCACCACUACCUUAAAAUUCCCCGCUCACUGAUAAUAAAAGAAACAUCAUGAUAUGUUAUUUUGUGAUCGAUAUGGCCCUGUUAGAAAUCUGUUAAUUCUUUUAAUGUCAACUGAUAGUCACUGUCCUGGCCGCAAUUUUGCAACCUCGUCUCCAAGGCGCUUUUCCCUGGGCGCUUUGGAAAAAGCGCCCUGGCGACGAGGUUGUCAAUUUUGCAAAUCAUCAGUCUGUGGAAAAACGUUGGGUUAUGGUAUGGUUUGUACGUCAAACGUUCAUGGUGCUGACUCGCUGCUUUUUUUUACUUACUCUUUUGGUCAGGUUCGCCUCAAAAUUGGAGUGGUUAUUGUAUCUUUUAUACG
Molecule: messenger RNA, 15083 nt
Organism: Porites lobata
Lineage: Eukaryota; Metazoa; Cnidaria; Anthozoa; Scleractinia; Poritidae
Source: the annotation of a GenBank genome assembly